This is a messenger RNA of Trichechus manatus latirostris (Florida manatee), 3533 nucleotides long. It is a transcript of the gene ABTB2, whose product is annotated as ankyrin repeat and BTB domain containing 2. NCBI's taxonomy places the organism in Eukaryota, Metazoa, Chordata, Mammalia, Sirenia, Trichechidae. The record is from RefSeq and is a predicted model, not a curated record. The transcript is spliced from 17 exons. Bases 400 to 3477 code for a protein of 1025 amino acids. Gene Ontology annotation, molecular function: protein heterodimerization activity.
CUUUCUGGUCGCCUGGUCUCGGACUCACCACUGCGCCCGGCGCCGCCGCCUUCUCCAAUUCCUCCUGCCGCCGCCGCCGUGUUCUCUCGGGAUUCCUUCUCUGAGGAUAGACGCUCUGCUCUCGGGAAGUUGAGGUGUACAAGACAGAGUGCCGAAGAGGAGCUGCGGGGACCGUUUCAGUGACAGCUCCGCGUCAGGACGCCGGGCGCUUGGAGCUCCCGCUCACCGCGAUCUCGCCCACCUUCCCGCAGGCGCGCGGGCGAUGCGGCCCCCGAGCCCCGCGGCGCCGAGAGGGAGAAGGGCACUCCGGAGCGCCUAGAGCUUGUUUCUGCCCACUUCGGGAAGGGAGCAUGGAGUUGUGAGCGCCACUUGUUCGGCGAGGCCGCCGGCAGGCUCCCCAUGGCCGGGACGUACAGCUCCACUUUGAAGACGCUGGAGGACUUGACCUUGGACUCCGGCUAUGGGGCGGGGGACUCGUGCCGCUCGCUCAGCCUCUCGUCCUCCAAGUCCAACUCGCAGGCGCUCAACUCUUCGGCGCAGCAGCACCGCGGGGCGGCCUGGUGGUGCUACUCUGGCUCCAUGAACAGCCGCCACAACAGCUGGGACACAGUGAACACGGUGCUGCCCGAGGACCCCGAGGUGGCCGACCUCUUCUCGCGCUGCCCGCGACUCCCCGAGCUGGAGGAGUUCCCUUGGACCGAGGGGGACGUGGCCCGCGUCCUCCGCAAAGGAGUCGGAGGCCGGCGGCUGCCUGCGUUCUCUGGCGAGGCGGUGCGGCGCUUGGCUGGGUUGCUCCGCAGGGCGCUGAUCCGCGUGGCCCGCGAAGCGCAGCGCCUAAGCGUGCUGCACGCCAAGUGCACCCGCUUCGAGGUGCAGAGCGCCGUGCGCCUGGUGCACAGCUGGGCGCUGGCCGAGAGCUGCGCACUGGCCGCGGUCAAGGCGCUGUCCCUGUACAGCAUGAGCGCCGGGGACGGGCUGCGCCGAGGCAAGUCGGCGCGCUGCGGCCUCACCUUCUCCGUGGGCCGCUUCUUCCGCUGGAUGGUGGACACUCGCAUCUCGGUGCGCAUCCACGAGUACGCAGCCAUCUCGCUCACCGCCUGCAUGGAGAACCUGGUGGAGGAGAUCCGGGCCAGGGUGCUGGCCAGCCAGAGCCCUGACGGCGGAGGGGCUGGAAGCGGAGAGGUGUCCGCCGAGGCCCUGGAGAUGGUCAUCAACAACGACGCCGAACUCUGGGGCGUCCUGCAGCCCUACGAGCAUCUCAUCUGUGGCAAGAACGCCAACGGUGUACUCUCCCUCCCCGCAUACUUCAGUCCCUACAACGGCGGGUCCUUGGGCCAUGACGAGCGGGCCGAUGCCUACGCCCAGCUGGAGCUCCGGACCCUGGAGCAAUCUCUCCUGGCCACCUGCGUGGGGAGCAUCUCAGAGCUGAGUGACCUGGUCUCCCGUGCCAUGCACCACAUGCAGGGACGCCACCCCCUGUGUCCAGGCACCAGCCCCGCCCGUCAGGCCCGACAGCCACCACAGCCCAUCACCUGGUCCCCCGAUGCCCUCCACACGCUCUACUAUUUCCUGCGGUGUCCACAGAUGGAGUCCAUGGAGAACCCCAACCUGGACCCCCCGAGAAUGACCCUGAACAAUGAACGACCCUUCAUGCUGCUGCCCCCGCUGAUGGAGUGGAUGCGCGUGGCCAUCACGUAUGCAGAACACCGCCGCAGCCUCACCGUGGACAGUGGCGACAUCCGACAGGCAGCCCGGCUGCUGCUGCCCGGCCUGGACUGCGAGCCCCGGCAGCUCAAGCCUGAGUGCUGUUUCCGUUCCUUCCGGAGGCUGGACGCCAGAGCAGCUACUGAAAAGUUCAACCAGGAUCUGGGUUUCCGCAUGCUCAACUGUGGGAGGACAGACCUCAUCAACCAGGCUAUUGAGGCCCUGGGACCAGAUGGGGUGAACACCAUGGAUGACCAGGGCAUGACGCCAUUGAUGUAUGCCUGUGCCGCUGGGGAUGAAGCGAUGGUCCAGAUGCUAAUUGAUGCUGGAGCAAACCUCGACAUCCAAGUUCCAAGCAACUCUCCCAGGCACCCGUCUGUCCACCCCGACAGCCGGCACUGGACCUCGCUGACAUUUGCUGUGCUUCAUGGACACAUCUCUGUGGUCCAGUUGCUGCUGGAUGCUGGUGCCCACGUGGAGGGCUCAGCAGUGAACAGCGGGGAGGACAGCUAUGCAGAGACACCCCUGCAGCUAGCCUCCGCGGCUGGGAACUAUGAGCUGGUCAGCUUGUUGCUGAGCCGAGGUGCUGACCCCCUGCUCAGCAUGCUCGAAGCCAAUGGCAUGGCCUCCUCCCUCCAUGAGGAUAUGAACUGCUUCAGCCACUCAGCCGCCCAUGGCCACAGGAAUGUCCUGAGGAAGCUCCUAACACAGCCGCAGCAGGCCAAAGCGGAUGUGCUGUCCCUGGAAGAGAUCUUGGCCGAAGGUGUGGAGGAGAGCGACGCGUCGAGCCAGGGCAGUGGCAGCGAGGGGCCUGUGCGGCUGAGCCGAACCCGCACAAAGGCCCUGCAGGAGGCCAUGUACUACAGCGCUGAGCAUGGCUACGUGGACAUCACCAUGGAGCUGAGGGCACUGGGUGUUCCCUGGAAGCUGCAUGUCUGGAUUGAGUCUCUGAGGACCUCCUUCUCACAGUCACGGUACUCCGUGGUGCAGAGCCUCCUGCGGGACUUCAGCUCCAUCAAAGAGGAGGAGUACAACGAGGAGCUGGUGACCGAGGGCCUGCAGCUCAUGUUCGACAUCCUCAAGACCAGCAAAAACGACUCUGUCAUCCAGCAGCUGGCCGCCAUCUUCACGCACUGCUAUGGCAGCAGCCCCAUCCCCAGCAUCCCUGAGAUCCGGAAGACCCUGCCCGCCAGACUAGAUCCUCACUUUCUGAACAACAAGGAGAUGUCGGAUGUGACCUUCCUAGUGGAAGGAAAGCUGUUUUACGCACACAAAGUCCUGCUGGUGACAGCGUCCAACAGGUUUAAGACCCUGAUGACCAAUAAAUCAGAGCAAGAUGGCGACAGCAGCAAGACCAUUGAGAUCAGCGACAUGAAGUACCACAUUUUCCAGAUGAUGAUGCAAUACCUGUACUACGGGGGAACAGAGUCCAUGGACAUCCCCACGGCUGACAUCCUGGAGCUGCUGUCCGCGGCCAGCCUGUUCCAGCUUGAUGCCCUGCAGCGGCACUGCGAGAUCCUGUGCUCCCAGACUAUCAGCGUGGAGAGUGCUGUGAGCACCUACAAGUAUGCCAAGAUCCACAACGCCCCAGAACUGGCCCUGUUCUGCGAAGGCUUCUUCCUCAAGCACAUGAAGUCCCUGCUGGAGCAGGACUCCUUCCGGCAGCUCAUCUAUGGGCGCAGCAGCAAAGUGCAGGGCCUGGACCCGCUGCACGAUCUGCAGAACACCCUGGCCGAGCGUGUGCACUCUGUCUACAUCACCUCCCGCGUGUGAGGGGGCAGCACAUGCAGACCCCUGGGCCCCUGGCUGUGGCUCUGUUUCUAGGCUCC